AUGCACGGCGAGAAACACAAAGAGAAUGAUGAUUCUGUGAAAGCCGUCCACGACAUCACCGGCGGACCUCUCACGACAGAUUCUAGGGCUCUUCCCACCCUCAAUGAGCACGGUUUCAUCGGCGACGAGAAGAGGCCGCGUUCCCCGACGAGUGAGGACACCGAGAUUGGCGAGACCGAGGAUGGCAUGGAGCCCAACGCGCACGAGAAGAAGUACCUCCGCCACGUCGGCGAGAGCCUUCCCUUUUCCACCUUCCUGGUCGCUUUCGUCGAGCUGUGCGAGCGGUUCACUUUCUAUGGCUGUCAGGGCAUAUUCCAGAACUAUGUCCAGCGCCCCCUUGAUGGUUCAGAAGGGAGAGGCGCACUUGGUCUAGGCCAUCAAGGCGCAACCGGGCUGACUACCUUCUUCAACUUCUUCUGCUACGUCACGCCGAUAUUGGGCGCCAUCGUCGCCGACCAGUACCUGGGCAAGUACAGGGCCAUUCUCUACUUCUGUGUUGUCUACCUGAUCGGGCUUCUGAUCCUCUUCACCACGUCGUUGCCCGUUUCCCUGCAGAACGGGGCCGGUCUGGGCGGGUUCAUCACCGCCGUGAUCAUAAUUGGCAUUGGCACCGGCGGCAUCAAGUCCAACGUCGCUCCAUUGAUCGCGGACCAGUACAAGCGCAGGAAGAUGAUUAUCACGACCACCCCCAAAGGCGAGCGCAUCAUCAUCGACCCAGCCGUGACCAUCCAGCGGAUUUACAUGAUCUUCUACACCUGCAUCAACAUCGGCGCCCUGUCACUCCUGGCCACGCCGUACAUGGAGCGCGACAUCGGCUUCUGGUCCGCCUACCUGCUCUGCUUCUGCAUGUUCUGCGCCGGCACCACCGUCCUCAUUUUGGGCCGCAAGAUCUACGUCGUCCGACCGCCCCAGGGAUCGAUCAUCACGGACGCGUUCAAGGCAGUUUGGCUCAUGAUCAAACAUCGCGACCAGAACGCGCCGAAACCGAGCUGGAUGGCGGAAAGGGGCAUUCACAAGACGGUCCCGUGGAACGAUCAUUUCAUCGAAGAGUUGAAGAGGGCGCUGGUCGCUUGCCGGGUUUUUGUCAUCUAUCCGAUCUAUUGGUGUGUCUACGGACAAUUCAGCGGCAAUUUUGUCACCCAAGCCGGUCAGAUGCGAGGACAUGGUAUUCCAAACGAUUUGAUGCAGAAUUUUGAUCCGAUCGCCAUCAUUGUCUUCGUGCCCAUCUUGGACAGAUUCGUAUACCCUCUUCUCAGGAAGAUGCACAUCCCAUUCCCACCAAUCAAUCGAAUUGUCCUGGGAUUCUGGGUUGCGGCCCUAGCUAUGAUGUACGCUGCAAUUGUGCAGCAUCUGAUCUACAGCUCUGGACCAUGUUACAAGCAGCCACUGUGCGACGCGUCCAUUGUUGAUGGCGUCGCCGAGGGCAACAACGUGCACAUUGCGAUCCAAGCUCCAGCGUAUAUGCUCAUCGGUAUCUCCGAAAUCUUCGCCUCAGUGACUGGUCUGGAGUACGCAUACACAAAAGCUCCUCCGAGCAUGAAGUCGUUCGUGCAAUCCAUCUAUCUCCUUACCAAUGCAUUUGGUUCGGCGCUAGGGGAAGCAUUGACGCCAGUGGCUUAUGACCCUGCCAUUUUGUGGAUGUUUGUGGGACUUUGUGUGGCGAGCUUCUGCGCUGGGUGCUUGAUAUGGGUGCUGUUCCAUGGGCUGAACGAGAAGGAAGAAGAAAUGAACGCGUUGGAGGAUGAUGUCGAUGAGGAAGGUGGAUAUCGCAAAGGGAGCAAGGUUACAUAUUGAUGGGAAGAUAUGGUAAGGCUGAGCACUCCGCACUGGCUGCUUUGACUUUUUGUGGUCAGAAAAAUUGGAAGCGCUCGUUGAGGUUGCGAUACGAGAAGAAGAGCGUCUAGACCAGUCCUCGGGGCAUUUCCCAC
Messenger RNA from Cladophialophora immunda, 1928 nucleotides. RefSeq lists its product as uncharacterized. Gene Ontology annotation, biological process: transmembrane transport. The record is from RefSeq and is a predicted model, not a curated record. The transcript has 8 exons. Lineage: Eukaryota; Fungi; Ascomycota; Eurotiomycetes; Chaetothyriales; Herpotrichiellaceae. Gene Ontology annotation, cellular component: fungal-type vacuole; plasma membrane. Bases 1 to 1794 code for a protein of 597 amino acids. Gene Ontology annotation, molecular function: dipeptide transmembrane transporter activity; tripeptide transmembrane transporter activity.